GAACCCACCCGUCCCCUCCAUCUCCACCCCGGCACCCCCAUCUCCAUCCCCAUCCCCAUCCCCUUCGUCGCCUCUGCUCCAACUGCUCCUCGAUUUGAUCACCGAUUGGGGCCGAUUAGGGUUUACGAGAGUGAGGGAGAGGUAGGGUUCCGCUUCCGCGGGAGAUGGCGCAGGCGGUGGAGGAGUGGUACCGGCAGAUGCCCAUCAUCACGCGCUCCUACCUCACCGCCGCCGUCGUCACCACCGUCGGCUGCACCCUCGAUAUCAUCUCACCCUACCACCUCUACCUGAACCCGAAGCUCGUGGUACAGCAGUACGAGAUCUGGCGCCUCGUCACCAACUUCCUCUACUUCCGCAAGAUGGAUUUGGAUUUUCUUUUCCACAUGUUUUUUCUUGCACGGUACUGCAAGCUUCUUGAGGAGAACUCAUUUAGAGGGAGAACUGCGGACUUUUUCUACAUGCUUUUGUUUGGUGCUACUGUCCUAACUGGCAUUGUUCUAAUUGGAGGGAUGAUACCUUAUGUUUCUGAGACAUUUGCCAGAAUUCUGUUCUUGAGCAAUUCACUGACAUUCAUGAUGGUUUAUGUCUGGAGCAAGCACAACCCCUUCAUCCACAUGAGCUUUCUGGGCUUGUUCACCUUUACUGCUGCCUACUUACCUUGGGUCCUUUUGGGGUUCUCUAUCCUUGUUGGAAGCAGCACAUGGGUGGAUCUCUUGGGUAUGAUUGCUGGACAUGUGUACUACUUUCUGGAAGAUGUAUAUCCACGGAUGACUGGCCGUCGACCCCUGAAGACCCCGUCAUUCAUCAAGGCUCUGUUUGCUGAUGACAAUGUUGUUGUGGCACGGGCACCCAAUGCUGGGGUUGGUGUGGGUGCAAGGUUUGGCGGUAUGGGUCCAGAUCCCCAGGUCCAAUGAUGACCUGAGGCUGUGACAGAUGCAAGAGGCGGCAGUUUGUUUAUCUGCUCAAGUUGCGAGAUUGUACAAGCUAAUGUUCUUGUGUAUUUAUACAGGCUAGAUGAGAGUUAUUGUGCAUAACAAAUGAUUAGUAGUAUCUGAGGAAGCUGAGUUUCUCACCCCUUGGCAAGGCCGACCGAAAUGAUUUGUGAUUGCCAGACUGGCCACCUCAUGUUUCUGGAACUUGUUCUUGCAAUGGCUAACAUCUGACCUGUUAGGUUGGUACUCUUUCAUGGUAUCAUUGUAGUCUAGGAAACUCUUUCAACCAGAGUUAAGUUCGCUACUUUGGCCGGGAGAAUUUCAUCGAGCGUUGUAAUUGCAGAAUGGUGCAAAAAAUAGCUCUUAACAUUGUGGAUUGUAGUGGUUGUUUAUUUGCCCUCCC
Molecule: messenger RNA, 1335 nt
Organism: Panicum hallii
Lineage: Eukaryota; Viridiplantae; Streptophyta; Magnoliopsida; Poales; Poaceae
Product: derlin-2
Exons: 6
Coding region: 165-914 (249 amino acids)
Biological process (GO): endoplasmic reticulum unfolded protein response
Cellular component (GO): endoplasmic reticulum membrane; Hrd1p ubiquitin ligase ERAD-L complex
Molecular function (GO): ubiquitin-specific protease binding; misfolded protein binding
Source: RefSeq, a predicted model, not a curated record